Contarinia nasturtii (swede midge) is the source of this 1003-nucleotide messenger RNA. RefSeq lists its product as uncharacterized. The coding region runs from base 27 to 869 and encodes 280 amino acids. The record is from RefSeq and is a predicted model, not a curated record. Lineage: Eukaryota; Metazoa; Arthropoda; Insecta; Diptera; Cecidomyiidae. The transcript is spliced from 2 exons.
CAGCUCUAAGAGAUUAUAGAAUAGAGAUGGAGAAGCUGAUAGAUGAUGAUCCAAAGAAAUUCUUUAAACACGUGAAUUUCAAAAAGGGAAAAAGUGAGGAUCUCCCGCAUGAGAUGACUUAUUUGGAUGUAAAAGCUAGCGACCAAACAACAAUUGCCAGUUUAUUUGCAAAACACUUUGGUUCCGUUUAUAGCUCUUUGGAAGGUGAUCUGCGAUAUGAAAGUUCAGAAAUAGAAAAAAUACGUGAUAUUUGUGCUGAAAUAUCAAUGAUCGAAAUAACCGAGGAGCUUGUUGGUCAAUAUAUAAGCAUGCUGCCAGAUGAUCUUGGGCCAAUAUCAACACUAUUAAAGGAAUCACUUGAAACUGCCACAGUACCGCAGUUAUGGAGAACGUCAUUUGUCAAACCAGUUUACAAGAACGGCGAUAUAAACAACGUUCAAAACUAUCGCGGUGUUGCUUUGCAGUGCAUUACGGCAAAAAUUCUCGAUUCGAUCGUCACAGACCAUCUCAAUCUAUAUUUGAAGAACAUAGUACACGAAAGUCAGCACGGAUUCAUCAAGAACAGGUCAACGAUAACAAAUUUAGUAGAAUUUACUUCAAAAACGAUUAUUAACAUGGGAAGGAGAUAUCAAACAGACGCCAUCUAUUUGGACAUAGCCAAGGCAUUUGACUCGGUUAACUUAAAUUUACUUAUUCAAAAACUUGAAAUCAUGGGAUUGAAUGAGCAGCUGUUAAAAUGGAUCAAAUCUUACUUGUCUGGUCGCAGACAAAUUGUAAAGAUUGCAAAUAUCAAAUCAGACCCAAUCGAAGUUACUUCUGGGACGGGUCAAGAUAUCCCAUUGGCGCUACUUUGUUCAUCAUGUUUGUAAUUGAUCUUCCUUUCGUCGUGACCAAUUCUACCAUGCUUUCAUUCGCUGAUGAUACAAAAAUUUCAAAAUGUAUCACCUCAACAGAUGACUGCAUUAAUCUUCAAAAUGACUUGGAUCGUGUAGCGGAUUAUUAU